Molecule: messenger RNA, 2858 nt
Organism: Ctenocephalides felis (cat flea)
Lineage: Eukaryota; Metazoa; Arthropoda; Insecta; Siphonaptera; Pulicidae
Product: cGMP-dependent protein kinase, isozyme 2 forms cD4/T1/T3A/T3B-like
Exons: 8
Coding region: 450-2858 (802 amino acids)
Biological process (GO): protein phosphorylation
Molecular function (GO): cGMP-dependent protein kinase activity; ATP binding
Source: RefSeq, a predicted model, not a curated record
UAGAUUUCAUUUGACGUUUAAAGAGUUAAUUGUGUGUUUUCUGAGAAGCGCCCAGUAUCCAAUGAGAUUCCGAUCGGACGCGUGUGCUCAGGAACAGAAUCAAUCUAAUAAUAACAACAACAAUAAUAAUUGAAUCAUUUUAAUCGUAAUUCGGUGGCAAAACGAAAUUAUUCGCUCCUUCUGCAAAUGUGCUAAUUUUUCCUAAGUGCUCUUGACAAUCGAUCGACGCGUGCUAGCAUUCUUCCAACAAAAAUGUGUAUUGUUCAUUUAAAAUCAUUGUUCUCCUUAUAACAAUACCCGCAACCAACUUCCUCCUACUGACUUACAUUAAUAAUGCAAAUAAUCUAACAACACAAUUUGUCCAUCUGACAUCUCCGUUUUCCUCCGUUGUUUAUACCAUGAAACACGUGUCCCUCUAACUCCUUACCUUUUUGUGCAACGCGGUGUAAAUGUGUUUACAUUGUUGCGAAAGUCUGUGUUACUCAAACUGUCCAUCAAUGCGUGUCUGUUUUGAUAUACCGUGGUGCUUUAGGUCUACGCCGCGGCCCACGGUUGCGGAACCGAACCGGCAACGCAUGGAUACCACCGCCGAGGUGUUGCAGAAUGACCAUGUCCUCCAAGCAGCCACAGAGACGAAAAAUCUACCCCUCCAGGACCAAGUUCAAGGGUUGCAGAUCAACUACAACCCCAUGAGCCAGAACAAUAACUUAAAUUCACCUAAUUCCAAUAUACCCAGCAGAUUGCCAUCUCUGCAGGAGGUGGUGAUUGUCCAAGAUGGUCGACAGGGUAAAGGUGAUUUUGAUUUUAGUGGUAAUAAUAACCCAGUGCAUGAUGUGGCGACCAUAGAAACCAUGGUGGUCGAGCCUUUGAGGAUGGCUCUGGCGGAAAGGGAGAAGAAAAUAAGGUCUUUGGAGUCGGAAAUAGCUCAAUUGAAAUCGCAGCUGGACAAAUUCCAAAGUGUGUUUCCAUUCCGCGUCCAGACUCCUGGGGUCAGGGGACCUCCUACUCAAAGGCAGAGGGCUCAGGGUAUAUCUGCUGAACCUCAGAGCGAAAGUGCUGUCUUGGCUGCCGGAAAGAGGAGCUUUCCUAAGGUGGAGAAAGAUGAAAGAUCUCGCGAUAUCAUCAAGUCUGCUAUAUUGGACAAUGACUUCAUGAAGAAUUUGGAAAUGACCCAAAUUCGGGAGCUGGUGGAUUGCAUGUACCCUGUCACUUAUGAAGCUGGAAGUGUCAUCAUCAAGGAAGGAGAUGUCGGCAGCAUCGUUUAUGUUAUGGAAGAUGGCAGAGUCGAGGUGUCCCGAGAAGGUCGCUACCUCAGCACCCUGGAAGGAGCGAAGGUCCUGGGCGAGUUGGCCAUUCUGUACCAUUGCCAGAGGACGGCGACAAUCACUGCCAUAGACGACUGCAAAUUGUGGGCCGUCGACCGACAAUGCUUCCAGACCAUCAUGAUGCGCACCGGACUGAUCCGACAGGCCGAAUAUACCGAUUUCUUGAAGAGUGUGCCAUUGUUCAAACAUUUGCCGGAAGACACUCUGAUCAAAAUCUCAGAUGUUCUUGAGGAGACUUUCUACGAGGAAGGCGACUACAUUGUCAGGCAAGGAGCCAGAGGUGACACCUUCUUCAUUAUCAGCAAAGGACAGGUGAGAGUCACAAUCAAGCAACCCGAUGGAAGACCAGAUAAAUUUAUAAGAACUCUAGGCAAAGGAGAUUUCUUCGGUGAAAAAGCUCUACAAGGGGAUGAUCUUCGUACUGCAAAUAUUAUAUGCGAAUCGCCUGAAGGCGUCUCUUGUCUGGUGAUUGAUCGAGAGACCUUUAACCAACUCAUUUCUAAUUUGGAUGAAGUCCAGACAAAGUAUCCAGAUACAGGCAUUGAGAAGACAAGGAUAAACGACGAGUUCCGAGAUGUAAAACUGAGCGAUUUACGCGUCCUGGCCACCCUUGGUGUUGGUGGAUUCGGCCGAGUCGAGCUGGUGCAAAUUCAAUCAGACACCCAGCAGCGUUCCUUCGCUCUGAAACAAAUGAAGAAGAGCCAGAUCGUAGAAACCAGACAGCAACAGCACAUUAUGUCAGAAAAGGAAAUAAUGUUCGAAGCCGAUAGCGAAUUCAUAGUAAAACUUUUCAAAACUUUCAAAGAUCGCAAAUAUUUGUACAUGUUAAUGGAAUCAUGUUUAGGAGGCGAGUUAUGGACAAUUUUGCGUGACAAAGGACACUUUGAUGACGCCACUACAAGGUUUUAUACAGCCUGCGUCGUGGAAGCAUUUGAUUAUUUGCAUUCGAGGAAUAUCAUAUACAGAGAUUUAAAACCAGAAAAUUUACUCUUGGAUAUAACUGGUUAUGUUAAACUGGUAGAUUUUGGUUUCGCCAAGCGUCUGCAACCUGGUAGGAAAACUUGGACUUUCUGUGGUACCCCAGAAUAUGUAGCUCCUGAAGUUAUAUUGAAUAAAGGCCACGAUAUUUCUGCUGACUACUGGUCAUUAGGUGUUCUUAUGUUUGAACUUUUAACCGGCACUCCGCCUUUCACAGGAUCAGAUCCUAUGAAGACUUACAAUAUCAUUUUGAAAGGCAUAGAUGCUAUCGAAUUUCCCAGAAAUAUUACCAGAAACGCUAGUGCACUGAUUAAAAAAUUAUGCAGAGAUAACGCAGCAGAACGAUUAGGAUAUCAGAGAGGAGGAAUUAGCGAGAUUCAAAAGCAUAAGUGGUUUGAUGGUUUCAAUUGGGAAGGUCUACGCAGCAGAACUCUUCAACCUCCAAUAAUGCCCCAUGUAACCAGUGUCAUCGAUACCACCAACUUUGAUGAUUACCCACCAGAUGCUGAUGGCAUUCCACCUGAUGACGUUACUGGAUGGGAUGAAUUCUUCUAA